Zymoseptoria tritici IPO323 is the source of this 1098-nucleotide messenger RNA. RefSeq lists its product as uncharacterized. The annotation marks the transcript as partial. Gene Ontology annotation, cellular component: cell wall. Gene Ontology annotation, biological process: oxalate metabolic process. The record is from RefSeq and is a predicted model, not a curated record. The transcript has 7 exons. Lineage: Eukaryota; Fungi; Ascomycota; Dothideomycetes; Mycosphaerellales; Mycosphaerellaceae.
GGCGGUACAAACUCCAUCAUCGACAUCCAAAAUCCCAGCAACCUGGGCCAAGAAUCCACCGACACAGGCGUCGUGCCGAACCUGAAGUGGCGCUUCUCCGACUCCAAGACGGCACUCUUCAAUGGCGGCUGGGCGCGCGAGCAGGUCAUCACCGAUCUACCCGCCAGCGUGGACAUUUCCAGCGCACAGCAGCAUUUGAAAAAGGGCGCUUACCGAGAGUUGCAUUGGCAUAGGGUGUCCGAAUGGGCCUUUGUGUACGCCGGUCGAGUGGCCAUCUCGGCGGUCAACGAAUUCGGACAAAACCAAUACGAGAUCCUCGAGGUCGGCGACAUCUGGUUCUUCCCAAAGGGUGUGGCGCAUGGCGUACAAGGGCUGGAUGACGAGAACGAGUUCCUCCUGGCCUUCGACGACGGCGACUUCGAAGCCACGGGCGUCACAUUCAACGUUGACGACUGGAUCGCCCACACUCCGAAACACAUCCUGGCCAAGAACUUUGGCGUGGACGUCUCAGUCUUCCAAAACACGCCCAAAACGAACCCGAAGAUUCUGCAGGGCAUCGCUCCUCCCGACUCCACGAAAGCGGAUCACCCGUUUGGAGACCUGACUGAAACGAAGCUCACCUAUGUCAUUCGCUCCAAGGAUGUGCCUCCAACGAUCGUCCCCGGCGGAGGCGGCAGUAUCCAAAUCUUCGACUCACGCAACUUUCCCAUCGCAACGACAAUUGCGUCGUCGGUGGUGCGGAUCAAGCCUGGCGGAUUGAGGGAGCUGCACUGGCAUCCAAAUGCCGACGAAUGGGUCUUCUUCGCACAAGGCCAAGCCCGGGCCACCGUCUUCCUAGGCGGCUCUACCGCCCGCACCUUCGACUUCACCGCGGGCGACACAGCUGUCUUCCCGUCCAACUCUGGACACUACGUUGAGAACACCUCCCCGACCGAGGAACUGAUCUGGAUUGAACUUUACAAGGCGGACCGCGUAGCAGACAUUUCGCUCACACAGUGGCUGGCAUUGACGCCCAAGGAGGUCGUGGCGCAGGCGUUGAAUGUCAGCACGGAGUUCGUGGAAACGCUGAAGCAGGAGAAGCAAGUCAUCGUUGCGUGA